CAUCCCCCAGGAGGAUGUCUCUUCUCCCUAUUAACCCUUUGUUUUGUCCAGGCUCCACCUCCUGUCCUGAUUGGAUGCUGCGCAGAGUCUGGCUAAUUGGUAAUCAGCAGAGCACUAUUUAAGGCCUGUGGAGCUGUGCUUCUGUGCCCUCUGGCCAUUUUGGUUGCCAUACCUAUGCAGGCUUGCAUGCCUUUGUAACUUGUAUGAGCAUUGUUUUCAUGUUCAGACUGCUGUAGGGGAGAGCUGCCUUUUGCUUUGAUACCCUGUUUUCUCCUGUUUAUGUGUUGUUAGGUAGGUUAUGGUUAUAGGUUGUAUAUUUUGUUUCUUUGGAGUUAGGUAAGUUUCUUUUAUUUCUAUAUCAGGGAUGUUUUGUUUGUUAUGUUGGCCUUGGCUCUCCCUGACGUUACACCUCAGUCUGAACCCAAAUCUCAUCACCAGAAUUAAAUAAACCUUCUACACUUACCAUCUUGACUCCUCCUUCACUAUCCACCUUUAUGUUCGUCCCUUCAACCCCCUAGACUAGCCAGGGGACGUAACAUAAAUUGGGCGCUCAUCCGGGAUAUUAUCCUGUUUAAUCCAUUUUUUAGAUGGUGAAGGUUUGGAGUUGUUUGUUUCUGCUGGUGUGUUUGGCAGAGGUAGUUAGUAUGGCAACUGGUGUUUUCAAUUUGAGUGCGUUUUUGAGUAGUCCUUCUUGGGAGGAGUUACAUGUGUGUAGAAAACAUGAUUUGUUUGCUAUAGCAGCACACUUUGAGUUAAAUGUAUCAAGGCAAUUGGUGAAAGAGGACUUGAAAACUGCUGUUUCAAACAAGCUUGUGGAAGAAGGCCUGCUUCCUGUUUCUAAAUCACCUCGUUUGCCAGUUCCUCUUGACAGGACCCCUAAUGAAGGAGUGAAGCCUGCUGUGUUAAAGGAAGAAGGGCAAAACCCUGCUGCUGUGGAGCAACAAACAGUGGAAAAUUUGGGCACUAAUGGCUCACCUUCUUUUGCUACUCCAUCUUCUCCUCGUUCAAGACAAGAAGUAUUACUCAAGGUACGUUUGGCUAAAUUACAGUUGGAGGCUCAGGAUAAAGCCCAAGCUCGUCAGGCAGAGUUGGAACUUCGCAGGUUGGAGUUGGAAGCAGAGACAGAAAAGGUGUUAAAGCUGAAAAGGUUGGAGCUGGAGUUGCAGACUGAAAGGGAGGUCAGACUGCAUCAGUUGGAGUUACAGGCACAGACUUCAAGAAGUACUACCACUCAACCUAGUUCUGCAAAUUCAUCUGCUGUUGGUGAAACAACCUCCUCCCCUGUAAACACAGGUGGUUUUAAUUUCAGAGAGCGCCUCCAUAAGGCCAGGUUGGCAGCUGCAGAAGCCCUCUCCUCUGCUCAGGGGAAGAUGAAGAGUUGGUAUGAUAAGAAAGCCGUUCCUCGAUCUUUCAAUCCAGGUGACAAGGUUUUGGUUCUUCUACCAACUGCUAGCUCUGCAUUGUCUGCCCGCUUCUGUGGACCAUACCAGGUGGAUAAGAAAGUAAAUGACACUGACUAUGUGAUUAAAACACCGGACAGGAAGCGUAAAACACGCUUGUGCCAUCUUAAUAUGCUCAAAUCUUUUCAUUCUAGAGCUGAUUCUCUCUGCGGUCCUGCAGAUACGUCUGUGGCAUCUCUGCCAGAGCAAAUCUCAUCUCCAGAAACUCUCUUGUUAAAUUCUUCCUCAGGACUGAGGUCGAGUUUAGAUGAAGAUGGGCUCAAACUUUGUGAUGCCAGCUACCAGAGUGCCAGAAUGCUUAAUUCUGAGGUACUGUCCCAGUUGUCUACAUAUCUUUUUCACUUGACCCGUGAGCAACAGUUGGACAUUGAAAGGCUUGUCAACAUUCAUUUAAAACUCUUUGGGGACAUGCCUUCCCAUACUACUGUAAUAGAGCACGACAUCGAUGUGGGGAAUGCAGUGCCUAUUAAGCAGCAUGCUUACCGUGUGAAUAUGGCAAAAAGAGAAAUGAUAAACAAAGAAGUAGACUACCUUCUGAAGCAUGGAUUGGUUAUUCCAAGCUAUAGUCCAUGGAGCUCUCCAUGCCUGGUUACACCAAAAUCAGAUGGAACACCGCGCUUUUGCACAGAUUUCCGCAAGGUAAAUGCAGUCACAGUGCCUGAUUCCUUCCCACUGCCCCGUAUUGAGGACUGUAUUGAUAGUGUCGGAUCUGCUGCGUAUGUGAACUUUUCUAAACCAUUCAAGCUUGAAGUGGAUGCCAGUGAGGUGGGGGCUGGAGCUGUUCUUCUUCAAGAUGAUGGACAAGGAGUGAGUCAUCCUGUCUGCUUCUUUGGCAAGAAGUUCGAUGCUCAUCAAAGACGGUACUCGACAAUUGAGAAGGAGACUCUGGCCAUGCUUCUGGCUCUUCAACAUUUUGAUGUGUAUGUGGGAUCUACUUCCCAACCUGUAGAGGUCUUCACUGAUCACAAUCCUCUUGUGUUCCUCUCUCGCUCCACCUCCUGUCCUGAUUGGAUGCUGCGCAGAGUCUGGCUAAUUGGUAAUCAGCAGAGCACUAUUUAA
This is a messenger RNA of Oreochromis niloticus (Nile tilapia), 2519 nucleotides long. RefSeq lists its product as uncharacterized. The record is from RefSeq and is a predicted model, not a curated record. Lineage: Eukaryota; Metazoa; Chordata; Actinopteri; Cichliformes; Cichlidae. The transcript is spliced from 4 exons. Bases 588 to 2519 code for a protein of 643 amino acids.